This is a messenger RNA of Helianthus annuus (common sunflower), 438 nucleotides long. RefSeq lists its product as uncharacterized. The transcript has a single exon. The record is from RefSeq and is a predicted model, not a curated record. Bases 1 to 438 code for a protein of 145 amino acids. Lineage: Eukaryota; Viridiplantae; Streptophyta; Magnoliopsida; Asterales; Asteraceae.
AUGGAUAGAUUACCGACUGCGGAGGCAUUGAAAAAAAGGAAUGUUAUCAUCAACCCUUCUUUUUGCAAGUUCUGUGAAUCGAGUGAAGAGACAGCUGAGCAUAUCUUCAUCGGUUGUCAGUCGGCUGCGGUUAUUUGGAACAUCGUCAGUUCAUGGUGCAAAAUCCCCGGUAUUUUUGCCUUCUCGGUUAAAGACCUCUUCACGAUAUUUAGAGAUCUAAGGGUUUCGGAGAAGAAGAGAGAUGCGGUUCAAGGGAUUGUGAUGAUUACAUGUUGGUGCAUAUGGCGAGCUAGAAACAAGGCUAGAUUCUCGGAUUCCACGUUUAAGAUUGAAAAUAUCGUCAGUGAAGUUAAGGCCUUGGGAUUUUUAUGGUUUUCGAGAAGAUCCAAGUAUAAAGAUUUAGUUUGGGACGAUUGGUGUUCAUUUGUAAAUAUAUAA